AUGGUCACGCAAUUGGAAGCGUCGUCACUCAGUGCCAUGGCCGGGACGCCUGGUGCCCCGACGCCUUCGGCUUCUCCUGGAUCCUCGGUCACUCCUGUGAAGACCGAGCAGUUGACGGAUGACGGCUCCAUGACCAGCCUCACGCCCACUAAUGGACAGACCCCGUCACGGAGGCCACCUCGAAAGAGCACCUUGACCCAGCAGCAGAAGAAUCAGAAGAGGCAGAGGGCGACUCAAGACCAACUCGCGACCUUGGAGCUCGAAUUCAGCAAGAACCCCACACCCACCGCUGAUGUUCGAGAUCGGAUAGCCGACGAGAUCAACAUGACGCAACGUUCGGUUCAAAUCUGGUUCCAGAAUAGGCGCGCUAAGAUUAAGCUCAUGGCGAAGAAACACCUGGAGAAUGGCGAGGAUCUAGAUUCCAUCCCGGAAUCUAUGCGCCAAUACCUUGCCAUGCAGGCCAUGGAAUCUGGGAAGGGACUUGGCGGCAGCUUGCUCGGCCUCAUCCAGCACCUUACGUGUCGUGCACUGAGCAUCGGUAGCUGGACGCGCGUCGGGCAAAACAUGAUGGACCUAAUCGUUUUCUACUCGCCGGACAAGUGCACCAUGACGUACUACAUUAACAAUGAGCAGGCUGGGUACAAGAUCGAGUACCCAUUCGCCUACAUCAAGAGCAUAUACCUCGAGAAUAACGAAGGCGACCUCUCGAAACCCGGCGGCAUCGUCAUCGAGCUCAACCGGCCGCCCCAUUUCUUCAUGGAUUCGAGUACGAAUGCCCAGGGUUUCUAUCAGGUGAACGACUUCACCGAGGAUCUUCAGGCUUCCCGAUGCCUGGUUCAUAGACUCGGGGGCAGCCCCAAGGUGCUUAGUGGUCAACUCGCGAAGCUUGUCUCUCUCGAGUCGUUUAUGAAUCGCCAUCUUCAUCAGGCAGGGCCUCCAAUGUUCGAGACUCACACUUUGUCUGUUUCCGCGCCUGUUUCGCCCACCGCCCGCCCUUCGUCUCAGCCCAACUUUGCCCAACCUCAUGUUGGCAUGUUCCAGGAAUCUUGGGGCAUCAACACGCUCCAACCUGGAAUGCGCGGACCAGGCCACAAGCGCCAGCGAAGUCGCUCCGUACCUAUGCCUGUCGACUUCUCUCUAUUCCAGAAUCCCAUGCCCUCUUUCUACAUUCAGCAGCCUGGUGAGGCUGCGCCUCAACCGGCAAGCCCUAAUAUCUUUGCACCCAUCCCCCAACAGCCCAACAAUAUUGGGCCUAAUCUCCGAAUCGACACACAGGCUGGUUUUGGACUUGACAUGCGCCAGUAUCCUAUGUCUGCCACAACGGCCUCACCCUCCGAAUUUUCGAGCCCCAACUUCUUCGCGAAUCAAGGCCCCGAGCCGACUCCUCUGCCCGUCAGCACCCCGUAUAGCAGCACUUUCCUCUCUCCCAUGGUCAACCCCUCGAGUCUCGUCCCUCCCACCUCGGUGUCGCCCCUUUCGUUCAAUGGCCCUACUGAGCCCUCAAUCGUCGAACAGUCACCUCCUCUGUCCAUGAUGGGUCGGCCUGCCUCCGCAGAUGCCGCCUAUCAUCAUCAGAUGAACGAUUCAUGUGCCGUGUCUGACGAUGGCACGAGCUUGAACGAAAUGUACUCGAAGCACAGCAUCAACCUUCCCAUGCAUAACCACCACUCCCCGGCCUUUGUUGACCAGCACCAGGCCGAGGUUGACAUGAACCAGCUUGUUCAGUUCGAUGCAGCUGAACACUCUAGUUUGUCACCCGAGACCAUGUCCCACGGCCUUGGGGGCCCGCAAGGGAUGGCGCAGGCGACGCCUCAGGCUGCUCAGUAA
This is a messenger RNA of Parascedosporium putredinis, 1827 nucleotides long. The record is from the annotation of a GenBank genome assembly. Lineage: Eukaryota; Fungi; Ascomycota; Sordariomycetes; Microascales; Microascaceae.